Molecule: messenger RNA, 7069 nt
Organism: Rhagoletis zephyria (snowberry fruit fly)
Lineage: Eukaryota; Metazoa; Arthropoda; Insecta; Diptera; Tephritidae
Gene: C3G
Product: C3G guanyl-nucleotide exchange factor
Biological process (GO): Ras protein signal transduction
Cellular component (GO): plasma membrane
Molecular function (GO): guanyl-nucleotide exchange factor activity
Source: RefSeq, a predicted model, not a curated record
CUCAGUGCGCUUUCCUAACUUGAAGGCAACACCGCCAAGCACGCGCAACACGGCAAAGACACAGAACGGAACGCGCCUGGUUGUCGUAUUGUCUACUCGGGGUCGUGAAGAAGAGCAGUGCACCGCAGCGCUUUGACAAAAAAAAAAAAAAAAUUAAACUAAAUAGAAUCCAAAGAACAUUACUAAGAAUACGAAUAAAGGGAAUUAGGUUAAAAAAAGUACUCAAAAAAAUUGGUGAAAGUGGAUAAAGUAUUUGCUGGCUAUAAAGUGCAUUACUCAAACCCCUAAAUAACCCCCAGUAAUCGGCCUCAAUACACUAUGGGUUUAGCCACAUUGGUAUCGUUUUGCUAAUUACAAAUACCUCAUCAGCGCUGCAGCAGCAGCGAUGUUGAAACAAAGAAAACGCCAGGAGGCAGAGGAAAACAAAAGCUAAACUGCCAGCUAGCCAUCUUUCUAGCCCGCCAACGAGCGUUAACUUAAUUACUUAACAAACUAGCGGCCACAUUAUUGCAGAUCAGCGCUAGCGACAGCGGACCACAAGUGAUUAGCGUUAAAAGUGCAGCUUCUCCAGCACCUAAUUUGGCUACUCAACCUAAAUUUUGACUUCCUUUUACUUACAUACAUACAUAUGUAUGUACAUAUGUACAUACUCCAAUUUAAGUUGGUGAAGGUACUCGUUUAUUUUUGGUGGUACAGCUCCGAAUCAGCUUUCCAUAUAUCGGUGCUCCACCGUUUCUGGAUUCCAUUGCGCUUCUACUAGACCUGCAUAUGUGGCUGUGAUUAUAAACAUAUUAGUUGCGAUUUAUUCCUUUAUUAUUGUACUUCGUUGUUGUGCGCCGCUUGUUACCUAGUUAUUUGUUAUGCAAUGCCGCACUUCGAUGAGUCGUUUGUAAGCGACUGUGAUUUCGCCGAGCGCCAGCAUGUAUUCUCGUAUUCACUGGAUCGUGGCGUGAAACUCUAUCAGAAGCGCAAACUUAAAUCACCAAAAAUUUUUUAUACACGUUAUCGGCCGCGUGUGGUCGUAAAAAAUGUCGUUCAAUACAGUGCCAUCAGUUCUCCAUCCACACCUAAUUCCUCACUUUCUUCACAAUCGAAUAUUGUUUGUGGAGGUGGUACACCAUCGCCAAACACACCCUCUCCCGCCACACCUACAUCUCAACAAUCCGCAAAUACACCGCUGAGCGGCAAUAGUGCGAUAUACCAGACCCCGGGUAGCGGAUUUAGUGUUUCAACUUCUGGACAUAAAAACAGUUUGAAAGGUACGAAAUUGGCGCGUAGAGCGCGCUCUUUCAAGGACGAUCUGAUCGAAAAAAUCUCCAUGAUUCGCACACCAAACAAUACUUUGGGAAGAUCCCAUUCCCCGCACAGUCCACGUAGUAAACCCAUGAAACCCCCACCGACCGCCGAAGAGGUGGCUAAGUCUGCCAGUUCGCUGGAAAUGCAUGUUAAGGAUAUUUCAAAUGCUUUAAAGCACUUCCGCGAUGUUAUACUCAAGGCUAAGCUUGAAGUUCUGCCAGGCAAUGCAACUGUUAUUCUUGAGACUAUUGCUAGCAUGUACACCGUAAUACAGUCAUAUGCAUUGGACAAACAUAGCACCGUCCUUUUGUCGGCAACUCAACAAGUGUAUCAGUCGCUGGGUAAAUUGGUGAAGCUCUGCGACGAGGUAAUGCUUAUAUAUGCAGCGCGGCGUAGCGACGACGAAAGAUGCGAAGAUCAUGCGGAAGAGGAUCAUCAACAGCUUAAAGCAUUGCUCAGUGAAGAUAACGUAAAGGAGAUUGUUGAUUUGCUUGGCGAUGCGGUGCGAAAUUUGGCGACACUCGCUCAGCAAAAAUUGAAGGAACGCGAGGAGAACGCUUUCAAGUAUGCACCGAGCAAUGUCGACGCCGCUGUAAUAGCAGACAACGCUGACGCGUCACAGAAUCACUUAAUGCGACUGCCGGUGGAAGUUGCUGGUCAACGUACAUCGCUGCCGGACAUAACGCUAACACCGAAGGAACGUGAUAUUUUAGAAAAAACCAACUCGAAUCCCAUACGCGCAUCUCACAGUACCGAGAGUAUAUUGCGUGAUACGAGUCCACCACCCAAACCGCCGCUACCAAACAGACCACCACCGCUGCCGCCCAAACGUCGUAUUCAACAGCAACAACAACAGAAUUCUCAUAGUAAAAGCAUCAACUCAGACUUGGAUUGGAGUUCUGACGUUUCACUCGUAAACUAUGGUGUUGAUUAUAAUCUAUCCGUGCGGUCACACUCGCCGGACGAAAAUUCUAGUCAAUGUUCGCUAGAUUCGGAAUUGAAUCACUCGCGCGAGGAGGAGGAGCUCAAGUCAUUGGUGUUGGGCAAUCGCCUCAACGAAAGCAUGCUCGAUAAUGAUGUAGAUACAUUAUUCAUAUCCAAACCACUCACAAGCGGUGGCAAACGGGCUAUGUUGAACAGCAAAGUAGCUGGCAACAAAUCAGUUGGCUCUAUUAGUGGCGUCGGCGUUGCUGGUGAGCCUCUUAACACCGCUUUCAGCGCACCAGCACAAAACGUCUUCGAUAGUUCCAAACGCGUUGGGGUCAGUGGCGAUGAUGCUGAUGAAUGUGAUUACAUACAAAGUGUGAAUAGUAAUAAUGGCGCUGGAUGCACAGUGGAUAAACUGGAAAUGCGCAAAAAUACUAACAAUCGUCAUUCCAAUGAAUCGGGCUUUGUUUCCAUGACAUCUGUGCGCACCUCGGCGCAGAGCGUAUCGAAACGUUCAUCCGAUGGUGGCUUUCAAUCAUCAACCAAAUCUAGUUCUAACUCGGAAAUAGCUUUCGAGGCCAUUGAAUCGUCUAGCAGUGGGGAAUUCCACACCCAAUCACAAGAGUUCCACCACCAGCAAACCACAUGUUCGUCUAUGCCGAAUGCAAUGUCGUCCACAAUGAUGACAACAUCAAAUAGCAUCAUGAAUAAUAUGUCUACACUGGCGCACGAUGCGCGCUCGAUUAGCAAUACAAGCAGCGUUAGUCCUGAUCACUAUGAAAGCGGUGGAAUUUUAACGGAACGUUCGGUUCACAACAGCAGUAGUAGUCACGUGCAGUCGUCGUUUUCAUCGUUGGUAAAGGCUAAUAGUUUGGAUACCACUUCUUCUUCGGAUGGAGGCAUGGGUUCACACAGUGAUCUAGUGCCGCCCGCACUGCCGCCCAAAACCAGUCGCAGUAAGGAGGCACGUAUAUUCUCUCAGUAUGACAAUUUUGAUGAAAUGGACGAUAACAAUAGCGAACUAGCCGAACUUCGACCACAUCAUCACUAUAACUUCAAUAGCUAUAGCCAGCAUAAUCAACACUCAUUGCAACAGCAUCAUAACCAUCAUCAUCAAUAUCAGCAUCAUGUGUCGCAGUGGCAGCAAACUAAACAUCAAAGUCUCAUCGAAUCACGACGUCUCGGCGGCGGUUUUGUCAGCAGUUGCACAACUAUGGGUAGCAUUGGAGUCGACGUCAGUGGCAGCGGCAGCGGCAGCGGAAGCGGUGCGGAACAACCACCGCCGCUACCCAUCAAGAAAAAGCACAUUUGGGCGUACAUGGAGCUUUGUCAGGGACCUAAUCGACCACUUGGGCGCCAUACAAUGCAUAUGUACGAUUUGACGGGGAACAUCUCACACAGCCAAACAAUGAACAUUGUCCCACUACCAAAGGAUCUAUCGCCACCGACGGAGCAGGAAACACCGCCCGCACUUCCACCAAAGAACUAUAAACAGCAACGCAAGUCGAGCGUCACACCGCCCACCAUAAUAACAACUCCACCGCCUAGUCCGAAACCCACGCAUUUAAGCGCUGGUGCAGAUGCUGAGAAUGGUCGGCCAGGACGCGUGUUGUCCGCCACCCAAGGCAGUGAAAUGAUGUCAACCGUUUGCGAAGAACUUGGCGAUCUUACCGAGGAAGAGCAAGCGUCACUACGCCACUUCCAUCAGUUGCCUAAUGAAAAUUGUAGCAGCCAUAUGGGUCGAAGGCAUUCACCCCUGCGUCGCGCAGAUACACAUGAGGGUACAUCCGGUAGUAGAGCUGAGAGCGCUGGAGAAGAUCAAUUGUUAGAAAAUAAUAGCUAUGGUGAUCAUAAGUGUGAUGAACUGCAGACGCUGUCGCAAGAGGAGCUGCCGCAAAUGCUGGAAGAAAUCGAUGUUACCAAAUAUUUGGUGCUGAAGAGAAAAGACGAAGACGGACCCGAAGUGAAAGGCGGCUACGUGGAUGCAUUGAUCGUGCAUGCGAGUCGCGUACAAAACGAUAAUGCUUUCAUCGACGCCUUCAUCACUACGUUCCGCACCUUUAUACAGCCGAUCGAUGUAAUCGAAAAGCUAACGCAUCGGUAUACGAUAUUCUUUUGUUUCCAAAAUGACCAGAAGCAAAGGGUCGCCAGGGAGACGUUUUCUCUUUUAAUGAGAGUAGUGGAUGGGCUAACGUGCAUGGAUCUUACAGAUCAACUACUAUCGCUCAUAGUAGAAUUCAAUUACCAAUUGGUAUGCGCCGGACAAUUAUACUUGGCCAAAACAUUGCGUAGCAUAUUUGUUGAGAAGGUGACAUUGUUCAGAGAACAACGUUUACCACCUCCCAAAUCCGAUAUGCAUAUCACAGUCACUAAUCAACCCAGUCUGCUCGAUCUCAAAUCAGUAGAAAUUGCCGAGCAAAUGACAUUGUUGGAUGCUGAUCUAUUUCAGAAAAUUGAAAUACCCGAAGUAUUGCUCUUUGCAAAAGAGCAGAGUGAAGAGAAGUCGCCCAAUUUAAACAAGUUUACAGAACAUUUUAAUAAUAUGUCAUUUUGGGCUCGUUCGAAAAUUCUUACUUUAAGUGAUGCCAAAGAACGCGAAAAGUAUGUAAUUAAAUUCAUAAAAAUUAUGAAGCAUUUGCGAAAGAUGAAUAAUUACAAUUCAUAUUUGGCAUUACUGUCAGCGCUCGAUUCAGCGCCUAUUAGAAGAUUGGAGUGGCAUAAAACUAUUACUCAAGAUAUAAAAGAAUAUUGUUUACUGAUUGACUCCAGUUCUAGUUUUCGUGCGUAUCGAACAACGUUGGCUGCAACAAGUCCACCAUGCAUUCCGUAUAUUGGACUGGUGUUGCAGGACUUAACGUUUGUUCACGUUGGAAACCCAGACUAUUUAAAAGAAGGCGUAGUUAACUUCUCAAAACGUUGGCAGCAAUACAAUCUUAUAGAGAAUAUGAAACGUUUCAAAAAAUGUGAGUACAAUUUUAAGCGGAACGAACGCAUUAUACGGUUCUUUGAUAACUUUGAGUAUGAAUUGGGAGAGGAAGAGAUGUGGCAAAUAUCAGAAAGCAUAAAACCGCGUGGAAGACGACCUGUGCAAGCGUAAAAUGUGCGAAAUAACUACACAUCAAUAUCCCACAUAUCCUGACGGAAUACUCAAUUGAACGUUAGCAAAGAAUUUGAGAGGAAACCUGCAAAAGCCAAAAAAAAAACUAAGAUUACAACAAUAUAUUCAAGCCUGGAGUAUAGCAUUUAAUAAGAUGAUAAAAGCAGCAAACGAAAGCAAUGCACAGCUAUUGAAAAGUAAUUAAAUAUUUCAAAGCACAAUUAUAGUCCAUACUUGCAUUCUUAAUCAAAUAGUGAUAAUCAUCAUUCUGCACUCAUUUAAAGCGCAUAAUCCAUUGCGAACAAAUUGGAAAAUUGGAAGUAGUAAUGUUUAAAAUCAUACAUAUAUUAGCGAAGUAAAAAAUAGAAACGAUUAAUGGGUCGAUUACGGAUAGUAAUGCAACUAGAAAGAAAAGUUGUAUUACGAUUGUCAACUAUCGCCAGGUUCUGUAGAGUAAUCGAUAAUAGAAAUUUGACAGAUCGACAACCGGCAAGUGGUUGUAACAAGCUGUGCUAGUAAAAUUAAAUUAUUAAAAUAAAGAGUUUAAAAAAGUCAGCAAUAAUGCUAAGUUCAGUACAACUAUUUGUUUAAAAGGGAAAGAAGUGCAUGAACUCGGGCUCAAUCAGGCGGCAUUUAAAGGAUAAUUCCAACUUCCGCCAGCUACCGCCUGCACUGAGCAAAAGUUAAUGCUUUCAAGAUUUUUCUUUUAUUAUUUUUUGUGUUCACAUUUAAAGUAUACUUUUCAAUUUUCACAGUAAUAACAAAAAUGUAGUUGCCUGUAUAAACACUUUGUAGCAACUGCAGUUGCUAGUUGAGAGUUGCCAGUUGCCAUCUGUUAUAUCGUUUCGGCAACUGGCAACGCAAAUGAAGUUCGGUUGCUAUCGAUAAUCGACCCAUAAAUUAGCAAACAAUAUAUGUAUAUGUAUCAGAUCAAUAGAAAAUCAAUCGAUGGAGCAACAAGAAACCAAACCAAAAUGCACCGACAAAAACAACGAAAUUUUACGUAUGUAUUCAUAUUUUUGUGCACCGUACCAAUUUUAUUUAUAUCUCAACUGCAAUGUCCAGUCUACAACAAUAUGGUGCUCCAUAAAACAAGCAAUCUAAUUAAAUUUUUAUUCUUAUAAAACUACAACAAAUCAACGAUUAAUAUGUGAACCGUCGAAACUCUGUAUAAUGGAGAUGUAAAGGCAAGCGCUUAGCGAUCCAAAACGAAAGAACUUUAAAAGUUAACUUAGGUUUUAUGAAAGUUGUAACUUCUAUUUAUUUUCUUGAAUUGCUGCGUUUAUCUUUUAUAAGUGUUGUAAUUGUGGAAUUUGCAUUUUUAGCGCAACCAGUGAAAUGGGCGUAUCUGUCGAGAGCCUUCUAAAGUUGGCUGAGAGACUUUUCGUACUGUUAUGGCCUUAUUCAUAGAAAUAUAAAAUAUAUUUAUUUUUUUACCGCUUUAUGAACCGAUAGUUCAACUUUAUGGCAAGGAUAUUAUGGAUGUCCUUAUAUCUUCGGUUAUCCAAGAGUUUAUGAAGAGUUAUCCCUUGAUUUUUGCAGUGUCAUGCUGUUGCGAUUACCCAGCAUCGGGUGCUCUCUGCUGUGCAGCAUUUGGGUGGAGGUGCUAAUGCGCGUUGAAAAAAAAGCCAGAUACACAUUUUACAAGACGAAGGGAUUACAGGGUGGCGAGGAAUAACUGUUACCCAGGAUUUUUUUUUAAUAAAAGGGUACUUUAUAGAUUUUUGCCAAAAAAAGUAUUUUAUUAUU